UGCAAAUGACUUAUUGCAGAAACGGGCAAGGCAAAGCACAUGAAAUAAAAAUCUAGACAACAGCUUUUCCCAUUGUCAGUGAGCUACAAAAUUAAAAACCCCCGAUACGUGUCUUCCUGCUCACCAAAAGAGAUAAUGUGGAGGUAAGUCACCGAGUGGGAGUCCCUGAGCGAAUCGAUCAGCCCGCCGUACCGCUAUAUAAGCUCGGUGAAACCACAAUCUGCCACAACAGUAUCUCCAGCUAUCAUUCAACAUGAAGUUCUUCGUUUUCGUGGCCAUCGUUUUUGCUCUGCUUGCUUGCAUGGUGCAGGCUCAGCCCGUUUCCGAUGUGGAUUCGAUUUCGGAGGAUCACCCUCUGGUGCACGAGGAUGCCCACCAGGAGGUGGUGCAGCACAGCCGCCAGAAACGAGCCACCUGCGACCUACUCUCUAAGUGGAACUGGAACCACACCGCCUGCGCCGGCCACUGCAUUGCCAAGGGGUUCAAAGGCGGUUACUGCAACGACAAGGCCGUCUGUGUUUGCCGCAAUUGAAUUCGUUUCGCUCUGUGCACCACAGACUUUUGUCUUAUAAAAGUGUCACAAUAGAAACUGAACGAAUUUAUAAAAUAAUCGACCUGUCUAAUCAAUAAAUAUUUAAUAAAUGGA
Messenger RNA from Drosophila yakuba, 646 nucleotides. RefSeq names its product defensin. The transcript has a single exon. Gene Ontology annotation, biological process: defense response to bacterium; humoral immune response. The record is from RefSeq and is a predicted model, not a curated record. Lineage: Eukaryota; Metazoa; Arthropoda; Insecta; Diptera; Drosophilidae. Bases 254 to 532 code for a protein of 92 amino acids.